AUGUGGGAUCCAGGAGUAGGUGAUGGCUAUGAUGUACUCUGGGAAACCCAGAGUGAUGAUUUUGUGCAUGAGGCCCUCGAGCUAAACCCAAUCAAAGGCUUUAGCUACAUCGAGGAAGAUGGCACCCUUAGUCUGAUGGUCUUGGAGGCCUUUCAGGUAACUCUAAGCAGGUUUGUGCCAGUCAAUUUAGCCAUUGCACAUGCGCACAAUGAUACAGAUGGAACAGUUUACAAUGUGGGAACCAGUUUUGGAAUCCAAUGUUCUUCCUCCUUCCUUACUCCAUCCUAUUGCAUAAUUAAAUUUCCUCCUAAAGAGGAAAAAAAUGCCAGCCCUUUUGAGCAUGCAUCCGUGAUUAGCCAGAUCCCGUCGUCCAGGUUCUUGAAAUUAAGCUACCACCAUAGCUUCGGCAUGACAGAGAAUUACUUUAUAUUUGUGGAGCAGCCUCUAUACCUUUCCAUGCUGCGACUGGCGUGGUCGCAUUUCGUCGCAGGAACCUACUCUGAUGCAAUGCACUGGGACGAAAAUGAGAAGACUCGCUUCCAUGUUGUUCGACGAACAGAUGGAAAGCUUCUGGAUACCGUUUAUGUUUCUAAAGGUUUCUUCGUGUUUCAUCACAUAAACGCUUAUGAAGAAGAUGAGCAUCUUGUGGUAGAUAUGUGUUGCUACGACGAAGGUGAAGUGAUAAAUUCAUUGUAUGUAAAAGCUCUAGAAGAACUUUUCUCGAAUCCAAAAUUACCUUCCUACACUUUUGUUUCAAGAGGGAAAAGGUACGUUUUGCCGCUAAGGAAGUUUGGAGACAACACAGACGAAAAACAAAAUCUUGUCAGUUUACUAAAUUCUGAAGCCAAAGCCUAUCGUCUGUCUGGAGGCAGUAUAUUUCUAGAGCCAGAAACUCUCUCCGGUUCAGAUCCUUGGUGUCCAGAACUUCCAAGAAUUAAUUACGAUUAUAAUGGACGAAAAUAUAAAUAUUACUACGCUAUAGCAAGGAAGGAUGAAACUGUAGACAAUGUGCAUUUGAUUAAAGUGGAUACAGUAAGUCGAACCACAGUAUCUUGGAGCGAAGAAAAUGUUGUACCUUCUGAACCUGUUUUCAUAGCGGAGCCGAAUUCUGUUAAUGAAGACUCUGGUGUUAUAUUAGCCUCUCUUCUAUACAAAGAUGACGAAACCAAAGUUUCCAUGUUAGUUUUAAAUGCGAAAACAAUGAAAGAAAUUGGAAGAGUUACCUUCGCUACGAAUGCGUCUGUACCUGGUGACUUUCAUGGGACUUUUAUAUCUAAAGCUUAAUUUUUCCCCCUACGUUUUAAAUCAAAAGUGACAGUUUUUCGUUUUUUUCACAUUUCUGAUGUGUACCAACUAUGGAGAAAAGUACAUUUGCUGAAUUUAUGUAAUAAGUGUUCAAAUUUUAUGAAUUUAUACAAGAUUUUGAAAAUGCUUACAUGUUUUCUGAUUGUAAUUUUAUUUAAAUUUUAUUAAAGUAGUUUUGAUAUAUGUA
Molecule: messenger RNA, 1492 nt
Organism: Stegodyphus dumicola
Lineage: Eukaryota; Metazoa; Arthropoda; Arachnida; Araneae; Eresidae
Product: carotenoid-cleaving dioxygenase, mitochondrial-like
Biological process (GO): carotene catabolic process; retinal metabolic process
Molecular function (GO): beta-carotene 15,15'-dioxygenase activity; carotenoid dioxygenase activity
Source: RefSeq, a predicted model, not a curated record